This is a messenger RNA of Adelges cooleyi (spruce gall adelgid), 2106 nucleotides long. RefSeq lists its product as uncharacterized. The transcript is spliced from 2 exons. Lineage: Eukaryota; Metazoa; Arthropoda; Insecta; Hemiptera; Adelgidae. The record is from RefSeq and is a predicted model, not a curated record. The coding region runs from base 1 to 2106 and encodes 701 amino acids.
AUGGGGGAUUGGAAUGCGAUUGUGGGUGAAAAUACAGACGGCAGAGAAGUUGGUAAAUACGGACUCGGAACAAGGAAUGAAAGAGGUGACCGUCUUGUCGAAUUCUGCAGACAACAUGAUUUAGUUAUAACCAAUACUUUAUUCAUGAAUCAUAAAAGAAGACGCUAUACGUAUAAAAUGCCAGGUGAUAUUAACAGAUACCAAUUAGACUACAUCAUGGUAAAGAAUAGGUACAAAAACCAGAUCAAAUCGAGUAAAUCCUACCCAGGAGCUGAUAUUGACAGUGACCACAACCUGGUAAUGAUCAAGUCCAUAUUGAAAUUCAAGAAGUUAGAAAAACCAAAAAAUAAAGGACAUAAAUGGAAUUUGUGUCAACUAAAGCAACCAGAAAUAAGAAAACUGUUCGAAAAGAAAUGCAAAGAAAAACUUGAAACCAAAAGUAAGCCGAGGAUAGAUGAUUGUAAUAAUAUAGAGCAUGGAUGGCGUCGCAUAAAAGAAUCUAUUGUCCAGUCUGCAGAAGAAAUAUUAACUAGGGAAAAACCAGCACCGAAACGCGAAUGGAUAACAAUGGAAAUAGUUCAAGAUAUAGAAAGAAGAAGAUUGCUUAAAAACAAAACAGAUGAAGAAAGUAAAAGACAAUAUAAGACGUUAAGAAAUAAAAUAAACCGUGAAGCAAAAAAAGCCAAAGAGAUGUGGAUUGAAAAGAAUUGUGAAGAAAUAGACAAUAUGAUGAAAUACAAUCAACAGGAUAAGGCAUAUAAACUCAUUAAACGAUACUUCAAUGAAAAAAAGUCACAAUGCACACACGUAAAGGAUAAAGAGGGAAAUUUACUUAUAGAUGAAAUAGCGAUAGCGAAUAGAUGGAAAGAAUACGUAGAAGAACUAUAUGGAGAAGAAAUAAACACCGACUUACUCGUUGAAACCCCAACCGACGGCGACUUUGAUUCAAAUGCAGAUACAAGGAUUCUAAAAUCAGAGUUUGAAGACGCACUUCAAACAAUGAAGAAAAAUAAAGCACCAGGCCCAGACGAAUUAAACACAGAACUCCUACAGCAGACAGGGGAUGAAAUAAAGAACGCUCUGUACGAACUGUUAUGUCAAAUAUACGAGACUGGGAAAAUUCCGAGAGAUUUUGGAUGUAGUAGAUUAGUUAUCCUACCAAAAAAACCUAGAGCCAACCAGUGCGAAAAUUUUAGGACCUUAAGCUUGAUAUCGCAUGCGGCUAAAUUACUAGCAAUAAUUGUAAGUAAAAGGAUAAGUAAGAGGAUAGAAGCUAGAUUAGCAAACGAUCAAUAUGGUUUCCGGAAGAACAAAGGAACCAGGGAGGCUAUUUUAGGUCUGAGAGUAAUAAUUGAAAAGCAAAUUGAGAGACAAAAAAUCACUUAUAUGGCUUUUGUAGACCUAGAAAAAGCAUUUGAUAGCUUAAAAUGGACAAAAUAUAGUCUGAAAAUAAAUGCAGCCAAGACCAAAGCCCUAGUAUGCUACAAGAAAAACAUACCAUCUAUAAAUAUAACAUUAGAAAACAAAGAAAUUAUCCAAGUAGACUAUUUCAAAUACUUAGGCAGCAUUAUAACAGACGACGGGAAAUCAACCAAGGAAAUUAGAAGCAGGAUAGGUCAAGCAAAGAAUACAUUCCUUAAAAAGAAAAAAAUACUAACAUCAAAAAAUAUGAACAUAGUAACGAAGAAACGGCUCAUAAAAACAUACGUCUGGAGUGUGGCAUUAUACGGAAGUGAGACCUGGACAAUUAAUAAGAAAGAAAAAGAUAUGUUAGAAGCUCUGGAGAUGUGGUGUUGGAGAAAGAUGCAGAGAAUAAGCUGGACUGAUAGAAGAUCAAAUGAAGACAUCCUGAGGACAAUAGAUGAAAAACGAACAUUUAUAGACAUUAUAAAGAGAAGGAGAUGGCAGAUGAUAGGACACACGUUGAGACAUGGAGAUGAAUUGCAUAGUUUAAUAAUUGAAGGAAUGAUAGAGGGUACAAGAUCAAGAGGAAGACCUAGGACGAGAUACAUUAGCCAAAUAAUGCAGGAUGGAGGAGUCACUUCCUACAGGGAACUUAAGAAUAUGGCAAAUGAUAGAGAAAAAUGGAGAAGCCAUUUAUUGUAA